GUUGUCAUCCUUCCUCCGGACGGAGCGUUCCAAACGCUAUUUCUUCCUCAAGCGUCGCAUCUGGAACAGUUCACCAAGGAUUGGAACUACGUCCUCAUUCGCCGCAAGAAUGCAGCUUUUUUGCCAGAAGCGUUUGCGAACGCACCGCCGGAGGACGGCUACUCCAUGCACCCGCAGUCACCUUUACUUUCAAAAUUUGGUUUUGGUGCAGAGCAUGCGCGGGCAGAUUGUUUGGUUUAUUUGCCCGCAUAUCGUGUCGCGUGCUGGGGUCUUUCCCCAAAGGAUGCGAAUGCGUUGGCGCAUGAAUUUGUCAUGCUCCUCGAGAACGCCGUGGCUCAAGAUGUCCAAGGAGGAUCGUCCCUGCAGAUGUACUGGAGAAUGUUUGAUGGGUUCAUUGUCCAAGAAGACGCGUUGCGUCGACACUAUCUACCGGUCAAUAGAAGCUUACAGAGCAUGGCCAGAAGCUUUUUGACGGUCAAGAACGCAGCUUCUUUUUUUGUUCACGGGCCAGGACGCUUUUUGUCGUCGCAAAGCUUUUGGGAGUUUGUGCGAACGUUCCCCGUCGACUUGCAGUGGGAGAUUUGCCUGGCGCUAGGCGAGAACAAACUUCUGGUUUGUGCUUUGCCCGUCGCCGUGGCAGAGCCAGGCGUGUCUGGCCACUUGGUGCAUCCACCGUUGGAGGAUGUGGAGCUUGCGCUCUUGUCUCUAAGCCUUCCGCUUCGACAACAGCUACUUCACUAUCUAGACUUGUGGGAUUUGGCUCGUGCUGUUUCAACGUGCGCGGAGUUGCAAGAUGUUAUCAUGAACAGCGACUCUUGGAAAUGUGACAGCACGCUUUAUCUACGAAGUUUGCCUUCGCAAAUAUUCUUUGCUGCGUCGCCGACGUACCACUUGAAUCCAACGGCGUACGCGAGUCUGCGCUCCGUGAAUCCACUGCAAGGUCACGCUUGCAUUGUCAUGUCGUGGGGUUGCCAGGUUGACGCACUUGUGAUCGGUGUCACGAACGCAUUCGUUUCCAGAAUGUCAGACGCGGAAGUUCAACACCUUUGCUCUUGUACAAUCACUGCUCCUUUUCAAACAGAAUGCAAAACCUGCAUUAGGUGGACGGCUUCUAAGCAACCGCCAAUAGACGUAUCAUGUCCUUUCCUGGUUGCAGAUCGAUGUGUGCGUGUCUUGGAUCUAGCUUGGCAGCAGCAUUCGCUCAGACUCAAGGUUGAUGGUCGAAUGGUGCGUUCUGUCGACAUUUCAUGUGUUGGCUUGCAGCGCGAUGCCUAUGUCUUCCUAUACUCUAUCGGAGAACAAGUGUGCAAGGACAACUUGCAGAUGGCCUUCGCAGAACGCCGACGUGAGCAUGUCAAUGACCUUGCAGGGGGCUCCGAUGCGUUGAAGCCGACAGAUCCUCUGUCGUGUUUGUCGCAGAGUCUCCAAAGGGAAGUCAUUAUCAACAUUGCCACGACACGCGAGCUGCUGUGCUUGCGAGCUUGCAGCAAAUCUGCGUCUGAACUUCUGCGAGAGGAUUCACUGCUGCGAGGCUCCGUAGUCGACUUGCGAGACGCAGGUGUUCGCUGGCUUAACGUUUGCAUGGAGUGGAAUGCAACCUAUUUCGCAGUCUUUCUCGACGAUGUCCCACUAUGCCACGUUGACACGUGGAACGAGUGGUUCUCCGUCUGCAACAUUUCUCGAUACAAAAAGAUUGCAAGCCCUGCGAAAGCAACAGCUUUGCAUACCUUCCAGUCCAGGUCCGAAGUGCAUGUAUCCGAACCAGAGUCUGACGAAUGGGACUACAAUGAGCAUGUGCUUCGCGCGAAGAAAGUCUUGGCCAGCACGGAGUUCUCCACUUUUCCAGCCACGCCAGUGCUGACAUGCACGCCUGUGAUUUUUGAUGUGGAGCAUCUCAAAGUACCUCCUAUCUUUGAUCAUCUCAGUAUCUUGCACAGUCAUGAGCGUGAUCAACAUUUGGUCUUCCAAGAGGAAGGGCAUCGCUACUAUUGGAAGAAUGAAAGUGUUAACAUUUCAGUAACUGGCUUGAUUCAUUUGCUUACUGGCGGAUUUAAAGAGCAAGACGUCAUCAGGAGCAUGCGUCAAGGGAGUAAUUGGCCUCGUGCUGCAUACGUGAAGCCGUAUGCAUCGCUGGAGCUUCUGCAGAUUCUGCAACAAAUUCCCGGCACGGAACAACUGGUCAGUUUGUUGCAACAGCUGCCGCAUGAUCGCGCUGCAGUUGCCAAUCUCGUUCGGUCCAUGAUUUAUUCCGAUGCCGUCUACAACGAACUGGCGGAUAUCGUUUCUAUGACUUCCUCAGAAAUAUGCCACCUUUGGGCGCAAGCACGCCGCGUUGGUGCGGCGCGAGGAACUUGGAUGCAUGCGCAGAUAGAAUGUCUGCUUAAUGGCGGCUGUGUCACUUCUUGCAGCUUGGAGGUAGCAAAGUUUUUGCGGUUUGUCGCUGAGGGCGGAUUCGGGAACAAUUCUGCGUUUCGCACCGAAUGGAAGAUAUACGCUUCUGAAGAAUCUCUUGCAGGCUCAAUAGAUUUUGUGGCACGUGCGCCCGAUGGCGCUCUGGUCUUGUUUGACUGGAAGCGUGCUAACAAGUUGUGUGAGAAGCACAACUCGUUCGGCAAGUUCAUGAAGUCGCCCAUGCACCAUGUCCCGGAUGCAUCGCUCUGGCAUUACCGACUGCAACUUAAUCUGUACAAAUUCAUCUUGGAGAGAUAUUACAACCUGCGUGUCGUUGGAAUGCAUAUCGUGUCUUUCCAUCCCGACAGUAGCACAUUUGUUGACAAGGUCCCGGACAUGCAAGCGGAGGCAAAUGCUAUCAUGACAUAUCAGCGAAACCGUUUGGCAAACCAAGCUGGUGAAAAAGAGAGAGAUUUCCGUGGAGGGGCAGCGGCGCCCAGUCAAGCCAGUGAGGCGGACUCCUUCACGCAACGCAUCGAGCAGGAGUUUGAGGAUGCACUUGUACCGUCACCUGAGUGUUGCAGGGUGGAUUCAAGUGGGCGGCGCGACCAUGUCGCCAAAAUUCUUGAGAUUGACGACGCAUUUUUGCUGAACGGUGUUGUUCCAGACCUUCCGCAGUCGCAACAAGGCAGUAUUCUCCAUGACAUCCAAGAAGUUCAAGAACUUGUUGCCGCGCAUUCUGACUCUUCCUCGUGGCCGGAGCCCCUCCAGCAUGUUGUGCAAGGAGCUAUCUCUGUGCAUCGCUUGCGUUUACUGGACAUCUCACGUCGAGAGGAAGUUCUUUUUCUUGAGCUUAUUGAGGGAAGUUCUCGACAUGUGCGAGCUCAUAACGGCCAGUGUUUCUUUCUGAGUGAACAUGGCCACUGGGCCGUGUACAACGGCGUUAUUCCUCAGGGUGUCCUUGCCAGAUGCAAAAAGUUUUUGCUCUUCCUUGAAGGUUUGUACAGACUCCUACCGACUGGAACACUGCGCACCCCGGACUCUAUCAUCCGAGCAGUAUCAGUCUUGUUGCAGGGUCGGAACGACAACGCAGAUUUCCUUCUUCAAGAAUGCGAAAGAGCUGCUAUUUGCGGUAAUCCUCACGCUGCGAAGCGCCGCAAAACAAGGGCGGACGUGGAAAAUGAAAACCGGGAUGAUUCAGAGGAUGAGAACAAGCCAUGGACACAGGCUGGAUUUUGCACUUUAGAUGCCUGCCUGGUCUUUGAGAAAGAGAAAGGCUUGCAGCAAUUGCAGAAGGCCGGCUCGAACAACAUAUACACUUUCCUGCCACACCGGCUGCUGGAUCCGGUGCCUGACGAUGUCAAGCAGCGAGUCCAACAUUUCUGGUACACAACUUAUUGGAACAAUGGAGAAGCCUUUGACUGUUUUAUGUCAGCACUAACUCUAGCUAUUCGAGGAGAAAACGUUGAUCGAGCCUUCUGGGGAAUUGGCUCUGGUGGGGUGGGGCAGAGCCUGCAGACCGCGCACUUGGAAGCAAUUCUCGGGAGUUUUCACGCGUGCUUGGACAUGAAUAUUUAUUAUUCUGACGAGGAGAUGCGCAAGCAGGCUGCGUCACUUCUAGGAAAACUUGUCGUUACUGGCCAGGAGUCGGUGCAAGGCAGCCGUAGAGGCAUGCGUGAGGACGUGUACAAGAAGCACAUGUCGGCAGACAAGCUUCCUGAAAGAUUGCCAUACGCAAUCGAGACACGACUUGUGGAGCUCCGUGGUUGGAAGCGGUUCGAGUUUAACAUGUUGCCGAGGUCACUUGCCUGCAAGUUAGUGGUCACACUGUUUUCUGAACUGUCGACCCACACCUUCAAGCAUGAACCUCACCAGCAAAGGUUCUUUGGCAUCAGCGAAGAGACUUUCAACUCCUUAUUUCGACGAUCGUUAGCUGUGCGCUACAAGGCUUUGUUCUUGGAGUUGAAGGACACAACGAACCAAGUGAAAGAGCCAGAGAAGAAAGGCAUUUUUCCUAAAGAUCCGACGUUGAAAGACUUUCUGCGAUCGAAACCUGCGUGUCUCGUCACUCUGAGAGCUGUGUGGAAUUACGCUUGCAGACACAGCGCCGCAGACUGCAGAAGCUGCCUGGAGGACUAUGUUGUCGGUAAGAAGGAUGAGGGUCUCACAGAAGCGUGUGUCCGGGAAGCGUGUGGACUCAAACCUCCUGACACGUCAGAAAACCGGGACAGUUCUCGGCUUCCCGGCUCGGUGACGAGCGAUCUACCUGAAACAGACGGCGCAGGCCAGGAAGUAGAUCCAGAAGUCUUACGGCUCUUACAACAACAGGCAGAUGAGAUUGAGGCUUGGAUGAUCGAUGUCAAUAAAGACUGGUGCACGCCUUCCCAGAUAAAAACGGUCAAGGGCAAACAUUUUUGGAAAGCGUUUAGUCGUCAAGAUGCAGAGAACAUUCUCAAAGCGCUGGCUGACAACAAGCUCAUGCUCCAAAGCACUUUGACUCUUCAAAAACAAGGUCUUACCGAGAUCUUUGCGCCGCAAAUCCACACAGAGAAGUCCAUGAAGGAGGUGGUCAAUAUGGAUCAUCACAGCUGCACAGUUUUCCCAGAAGUUUACGACUGUGAGGCAUUGCGCCAACACAUGCUCGAACACAAAGGACGUCUUGCAAAUGACAAAGUUUUGCUGCAAGCCCAUAAAAAAAGGUUGAACGACUUGAAGAAAAGCAAAGCCAGCGGUGCAGGUGCACCUACAAAAGUACAACGUACAGUCCAGGAGAAUCAAGAAAACAUGAUACAGACAAUGGGCGCCCGCCUUCGCAUGGAGCAACAACUUUUCGAUGACAUGCAGAAGUGUGUGGAACAAGAUGUGGAACUAUUAGAGAUGGUUAUGCAGCGUACCUAUUCGUACAAGCUUCAACACCGCUGUCGGCGCAUGGUGGAUGGGUUCGGCGCGCAAAGUUUCUCAAGGGUUUUUCGCAAUAUUGUUUGCAAGAACACACGGGAUUUCGAUUUCCACGCAAGCAUGUUCACCAUCGUGGUUCAGAUGGUUGACAAACUCGGCGUGGCCUAUCAUAAAACACUGAAAGACUUAGCAGCUUGGCGUGCUGUGGCUAAGACUAGAGAGAAGGUUUGCGCAGAGAUCCUGCAGUGCAGCCAGACCAGAGGAAAAGCUCUUCUUCUUCAGGUAGCUUGCGGUCGAGCUCUGUCCUCAGCCGAUGAUAUUUGCGAGACUGGUCAGAAAUUUUUGCAUGAUCUAUCUAAAGAAAGCCGCUGCUUGCGUUGGCUUGCUCGGAGUCAGUGUCCAGAUCUUUACCUGAGCGCGAAAGAUGGUGCUGCCGCUCUAAAGCAAAGCAGUUGGCCAGAAGCAACGGUCUUUGCUUAUUGGUGGAACGCUGCAGAAGACCUUUGUCUGAGCAGCAUCUUGGAUCUAGUUGCAGAUGUUGAGGUGUCGCGCAAGCACAUUUCCUUACACUUCGAUGGUGUUCUACUGUCGACUGAGAUUGUGCAGGCUGUCCAAGAAAAAAACGACAUGAAAAGCUUUCCUCUUGUAGCAGAAGCCGCAAUUUUCGAACGCACUGGCUUUCAGAUCACCAUUACUGAAAAGCGUUUCAGGUCACUGGCGCAAAGGUUGUCGGAGUUAGAAGGCACGUCUCUGCGUGUGGACGCUGCUGAUGAGACAAUGUUGACGCUACUCUCAUCGCCUGGUAACUGCAUACCUUUCGCGUACGCCUGUGUGACACAAGCCUGGCGUUUUGUGGAGGAGGCAUUGCGGACAGUCAACCAAGCGAACACUCGCGCAGAGCAAGGUGGCUACAGAUGCUACAAGGACUGGACAAAAUGCAAUCAGCGCUUCCUUCGGCCAUGCUUUACGCUGCCUUCACUGCCAGGAACGGAUUUUCUUGUGCACGCUAACGUUGGCAGUGCCCCGCAAUGCUUUGGUGCGAAAGUCCUACCAGAUAAGCAACUUCAAGUCUUCCACGAGCGCAAAGUGUACAUGAUGCCUGCUCCUGCCUUGCAGGAAAUUCUUGAUGAGUCUUGCGAAGCAUGCAGCAUUGUCUUUUUCUGUGUCCAAAGUACGGAGCCAACAGCAGUUGCUGGAGAGCAGCAGCUGCUGGAUCUUGUCGCAGGCGCCAGUUCGAAGGAUCGGAUGGAUUCUCAAGCUGGAGCUUCAGGGGCCGGUAGCGAAGCGACCGAAGCCGACGUUCAGGUUGGAAUGCAUCUACGAGAGCUCCUCAAAGAUGAAGUCAAGAACCUCAUUGCGAAAGUUCAACAGAACAAAGGAUCAAGCUUCGGGUCGCAGGUCUGCCCUUUAUGCCCAUGGCGACGCUUCGAUAAAAGAAGUUAUUUGCUGACACAUCUCACAAAACAUCACAGCGAAAGCAAGCGCUUCGUGGCAUCCGGUACGAAGCAGCUUCGCAUUAUUGCUGCCAUGUACGAUGACGAUGCUGCGCGCAAGGCUGUUCAUGGUAACUAUAUUCAACGUGCAGCCGAGCUUCUCAGGUGUCAAGUCAAGCCUGGUUGUUCUUCGAAAAGAAACAUUAUCGACAAGGAGAUACGUAUGUGCUUGAGCGCGAAGGGUCCAUACUUUAUGUCCUUGUCGAAAAUCAAGGCAGCGAAGGAUUUGCGACGCGUUGGCAAUGUAUAUUACAACCAAGGAUUUGCGAAUGAAUUUAUGUGCAACGCCGUGGCCAGCCGCGCGUCCUUUCGACAGAUUGCAGCAGCUUUCACAUCCUCUUCUGCGCGCGACCACGGGGCAUUGUGUUCUAUGUUGCCAGAAGCAAGCCAUUCAUUCUGGUGCAACGUGUUGGAGGACAUAGUCCAAUCACCACAGAUCAAAUCCAGAGUUCAAACGCUUUUACAAGAAUGCGAAGAUCAUACGGAGUUCCAGUACUUGAGCAUUGACGCGCAUUUCAACAGCAGUCAAGACGUGCGUGACGCUGCAGCCAUUACAGAUUCCGAAGCUGCCUACAAACUUCUAACGGUUCGCGGACGAACGAAUGCUGUAGUCGGCCUGUGCGGCGUUCGAUCAGAAGGCUCCCCAGUGAUUUCGACUGCCUUAGCCAGUCUAUUGUCACCGUCCCAACGAGCGCAAGUUAUUCACAUUGCUUCCGAUGCACCGAGCGUCGAGCUUUUAGCGACACUCAAGAAUACGUUUUCGAAUCUACAAUCCCUUGGUUUGGAUGCGAUGCAUAUCGUGAUGGUUUACGAGCAGAACUUCAGCAACAAGAAAACCACAGGCAGCAGAUGGUUAGCUACCGUGAUGAAUAAGUUUCGCAAUAUACAGGCAGGAUGCCCGGCAGCUGCCUGGGGACCUAUGUACACUGGACAGCAGAAGCCUUCUUACACAGCUGAAGAAAAGAGACUGUCGGCGUUGAUUUCUGACGCAAGUAUGCCUGAGGCUGAAGCAGUACACGUGCUGCAGAACUUGGACCCCGACAGUCCUUGGCGAACAGAAGCACAAUUCCUGGAAGCCAUGGCUGCUAUAUGUGCUUUGUUUCAGGACGAACUCACAAAAACCACUUUCUCGGGCCCAACGUUACAUCGUCUUCUGAUUAAUCUUACAUCUCCAGUGAAAAUCCAGUGGCUCUUCAACGACACCCGAUAUCGGCAUGUCUGUUUGCCUUCUCAGACACCGUUGCUGCCUAGCGGUACGACAUCUAAUGAGACGCCACAAGACCCGUGUGCCAACAGCAUGCCAGUAAG
Messenger RNA from Symbiodinium natans, 8090 nucleotides. The record is from the annotation of a GenBank genome assembly. Lineage: Eukaryota; Dinophyceae; Suessiales; Symbiodiniaceae.